AUGAAGCGGACUUGUGCCGACACGUUCAGAGGAGCUUCAAUUCGAUGCAGUGACGCGCCGGGGUUCGCCAACUUCCGCGCAAAUGCGCAGUUGCGUCAAGGCAUUGUCAUAGUGGUGUAUCCGGAGCUGGUGGCCAGCACUUACGCCACUGUGCGCGCGCUUCGAGACGAGUUAGGUUGCUCGUUACCGAUUGAGAUUUGGCUGCGCCGUGAUGAAAUGAACAAGGUACCUGGAGUGCUCGAGCCGCUCUGGGAUCUGGCUAGGAACAAGUCAGGCGGAGAGAUCACCUUCCAGGCGAUUCGACAUCAGCACGCGCUUCAGUUCAACUCCAAGAUCUACGCUAUCUACCACAGCAAAUUCGAGCAGGUGUUGUUUCUGGACGCUGACAACGUGCCUGUGCGAGAUCCGAGCUAUCUGUUCUCGACACCCGAGUUUGUGAAGACUGGCGCCGUCUUCUGGCCCGACUUCUGGCACCCCGGCCAAACUAUUUUCUUUAUCAACCCGUCUUCAUUGGUCUGGCAGCUGCUUGAUAUGCCAUUCGUCGACAUGUUCGAGCAGGAGAGCGGUCAGCUACUCAUCGACCGCAAGCGGCAUGCGGCUCCACUUGCGCUUGUGACGUUUUACGCCUUCCACCAGCCAAACUACUUCAGACGUCUCCACUUGGCAUGGGGCGACAAGGACCUCUAUCGCUUCGCGUGGCUGAAGCUUGGCGCCUCAUUCCACAUGAUCAAAACUCCUCCUGCUGUAGCAGGCGAGCUGAAGCGGGACUUGUUCUGUGGGAUGACAAUGGCCCAGCACGACCCCAGUGGAGACGUUAUCUUCCUACACCGGAACCAACUCAAGCUCACAGGCGAGGCGAAGCUCCAAGACUUUGAUCCCCGCUUGAAAAGCGCGCUGGCAACCGUACCUCAGAAUGCUGCACAAGCUACCGCCCAAGACAACGGAUACCCGGACCCUGAAAUCUGGACCCACCUCGUUUCCUUCCGUGACACCUCCCCGCGUUCCGAGUACAUCAUCGAGAAGCAUGUCUCGGUCAAUAAGCUCACCGGUAUACAGCGAUGCUUCGGCGGCCGCGAGCUGCACAAAAAUCCAAACUUCUACACGCAGGAGUUCACGGAUUUUAGCUAUGCCGAGCUAGAAUUUCACCUACGCCGGUUUGCAAAGAAAGCAGCAGAACUCCGGCAGCGAAAAAUUAGUCAACCUGCAACCUAG
This is a messenger RNA of Phytophthora sojae, 1212 nucleotides long. RefSeq lists its product as hypothetical. The transcript has 2 exons. The record is from RefSeq and is a predicted model, not a curated record. Gene Ontology annotation, cellular component: Golgi apparatus. NCBI's taxonomy places the organism in Eukaryota, Oomycota, Peronosporomycetes, Peronosporales, Peronosporaceae. Gene Ontology annotation, molecular function: alpha-1,2-mannosyltransferase activity. Gene Ontology annotation, biological process: mannan biosynthetic process. Bases 1 to 1212 code for a protein of 403 amino acids.